This is a messenger RNA of Clunio marinus, 1696 nucleotides long. NCBI's taxonomy places the organism in Eukaryota, Metazoa, Arthropoda, Insecta, Diptera, Chironomidae. The record is from the annotation of a GenBank genome assembly.
GCAUCUUUCAUUUGCAUUACACAGCAAAUUUUACAAUUCUUGCAAGGAAGUUUAUUUUGCCUAAUAUACGAAGGAAAAGAUAUAAAAUUCAAUUUAAAAUACUUUUAUUACGAUGGCCGGUGCAACGAAAUUUGAAAGAACUCAGUCGAUUACACCGAUGGGUCAUGAAGACAGUGAAAAUCUUCUAAAAAAAAUUACAAGCGAAUUCGAGAUGGACGAAAACGAUGAAGAACGUAUUCGUAUUCGGGAACAACAAAUUCUUGACUUAGGACUUCAAUAUAAGCAACAAGGAAAAGCAAAAGAUCUUGCUGAUCUAAUUGCGAAAUCUCGACCGUUCUUAAAUUUGAUUUCAAAGGCCAAGGCUGCUAAACUUGUGCGUUCAUUGGUUGAUUUCUUCUUGGAUCUUGAAGCUGGCACAGGAAUUGAAGUUCAACUGUGUAAAGAUUGCAUAGAAUGGGCAAAAGUAGAAAAGCGAACAUUUUUGCGACAGUCUUUAGAAGCUCGCUUAAUUGCUUUGUAUUUCGAUACUGGAUUAUUUCCUGAUGCUUUGAGUUUGGGAUCUCAGCUUUUGAAAGAAUUGAAGAAAAUGGAUGAUAAGAAUCUUUUGGUGGAGGUACAGUUGCUGGAAAGUAAAACCUAUCACGCUUUGAGUAAUUUAUCCAAGGCUCGUGCAGCUCUUACUUCAGCACGUACAACAGCAAAUUCCAUCUAUUGUCCACCUAAAGUCCAAGCUUCACUUGAUUUACAGUCUGGAAUUCUUCAUGCAGCUGACGAGAGAGACUUCAAGACCGCAUUUUCGUACUUUUAUGAAGCUUUUGAAGGAUACGACAGCGUCGAAAACCACAGAGCUUUAACUGCUCUCAAAUACAUGUUACUCUGCAAGAUUAUGUUAGGACAGUCAGAUGAUGUUAAUCAAAUCGUAAGCGGAAAACUGGCGAUAUCAUAUUCUGGAAAAGAUAUUGAUGCUAUGAAAGCAGUUGCUCAAGCAUCACAUAAACGUUCAUUAGCAGAUUUCCAACAAGCGUUGAAGGAUUACAAGUCUCAACUUGAAGAUGAUAAAAUAGUUCGUGCUCAUUUGGAUUCGCUCUAUGACACUAUGUUAGAGCAAAAUCUUUGUCGUAUUAUUGAGCCUUACUCUCGUGUGCAAGUUUCAUUUAUUGCAAGCACCAUCAAAUUGCCCAUUCAUCAAGUCGAGAAAAAAUUAUCACAAAUGAUUUUAGAUAAGAAAUUUAGCGGUAUCUUGGAUCAAGGCGAUGGAGUUUUGAUUGUAUUCGAAGAGACACCGAUUGAUAAGACUUACGAUACUGCCCUUGAGACCAUUCAUCAUAUGGGAAAAGUUGUGGACACUCUUUACCAGAAAGCGAAAAAGUUGUCUUAAAUCUUCAUUUGAUUGACAACCAUUUUAAGCUCAUAGCUACUAUUUUUCUCACUUUUCUUUCUUUUAGCUCUCAUAUUUUCUUUCGUUUUCAAUUCAAUAAAAUAAUAACGAUCAGUAAAUUGCUUGUAGAAAUCGUGGUGAGUUCAUAAUGGUUGCACAAUGUGAAGGUUUAUGAAUAGGAAAUUUCAAAGUGAAGAGAGAAACGAAAUUAUACUGUUAAAAAUUUUAUCGUUUAAUAUUUUGUAAAAAGGAAGGCAUAAUAAUAAAGAAAUAUUGCAGAAGAAAAAAAUGAAGUUCGUUGUACGUUCUAAAAUUUAU